CCGAGGUUAACAGCGUCGUUGUGCUAACUGAAAAGGAUUGUUUGCUUUGCUGUAUUAAUACGGUUUUCGGCCCUUCGCACUUACUCCGCUCGAUCCGAAUAUUCUCGUCCUGUGCUUGUUUUUCGAUAAUCUUCUCUCUGUUAUAUAAAAUAAAUUAAAAAUAAGUUAAAUUUAUACUUUUUGAAAAUCAACUAAGCUUCUAUACCGUAGUCGAAGCUUUUUGUCAAGUGCUACAUAGCUGCAAUUAAGUAAUUAGGUUGGGCGAGUUUCGUCUAGUGCGGUGAUCUUCGGGUAAAUGCGUUAUAAACUUAUUACAGUAUAGGUCGUAGUUAGUUAGCAGUGCAGUCAAGCUUGAGGCGUGUAAAGUGUUACAGCAACUUCCGAUUUAACGCAAAGUUUCAUCCAAGGCACCAAACGUUCAGCUAAACAAGCGUAUAUUAUACCAGCACUCGAUAACGUUUUAAUUCGGCUAGAACAGCAAAAUAAAGAUACUAUAUCCACUUGUUUUGAUGUUCUCGUAUAUGUCAGUCGCUCGAUCAGUAUUAAUCAACCGGGCAAACAAGUGUGGCAACGUUCGAAUUCAAAAGUGGAGUCAUAGAUCUAGCCGACGAAUUAACUCAUUGUACACGACGGAGCUUCUUUUUUUUCAUCGGGACUGCCGACCUUUUAUUUUACUCGCGCACAAAUUUUAUCGGAAAACAUAGCUCAAUCGCAAUUUGGAAACAAAGUGACGAAAAUAACAAGUCUAUACUAUAGUAUACACACGAUGUUUUUCCGUUCACAGACAAUAAGCUUCGAUCAACGAAUGUCAAGUACACCGGUAUAUGCGCGCGAUAUCCCGUGCUUAUUUCGGCUGAUUUAGCUUGAUAUCUCACGGCUGGUCGAACAUCCUCGAGUGAGAGAGACAGAGAAAGCGGGAAAAAGAAACAUUAUAAGAGAUUCACGACGGGAAAAAAUCGAUGCUUUCAUGUAUUAUGCAGUUGUUUUGAUACGUAUACGUGAGCGUAGCGGUGUCGCGUGUCGCGGUUACUUUUGCGACAAAGGAAUAGCGGGCGACUAAGUGGUCACUGACGGUUGAGCUAAAUCGACCUCCUCACGAUCGAUUGUAGGCAAAUUAGGUGGAACAAAAGCCAGAUGACUGGUGCGCGCAUGUGAUUCGGAGGGAAAUUCAGCGUUUGGGCUCUGGAAUUACAGGAUGUGCUGCAUACAGCCGCAGCGUACACGAGGAAUUUCAUUACUUUUCAAAAGCUUUUCUUUGAUCUGAUACUUUGGAAAUAUCGAAAAUUCCUUUGUGCGUUAUCGAAGCUAUUGUGUUUGCUUGCUCGGUAUUCGACUAUUACAGCGCGUAUACGCAAUUGGGAUAUUAUACCGUUUCUGGCAAUGCAAACACGCAGGCAUUAAAGUAAGCCAACAUCGGCGAGCAUAGGGCAUAACAUUGGAUUGUUUUAAUCGUAAAAUAUCGUUGUGGCUACGUACAAAUCAACGAUAAUUUCUUGCACAGAACUUUCCUCGAAACGAAAAAGCUUCUCCAAAAAAAAAUCCAUAAUAUCAAUCCUUACCGAAAUUCCGCAACAAAGCUGACGCUAUAUUUAUCCAUAUUAAAACACGGGAGGGAGCGUAUAUCAAUGCGUUAGGUUAGUUUAUAUUAUGGUUCGGCAUCAAAUACAUCGGACAUUAAGCGAAUAGCGUAUAUCCGCUGGGGUGAUUUAGCGCUGCAUACUACACGCACGACGUCAUCUGCGCUGCAUAUAACUCAUUCCGCUGUAGGCGCUCUCGGCUACUAUAUGGCAAUCUGCGACUCGUAAUUAUUUGUACAUACCUGUAGUAAUUGAUUACUUGAUUUCGAUUGUUUGUUUCGGGGAUUUUAGGAGGGGAGGCAGCUGUCACGCUGUACUGCAUCGAACGAGAGAUUCUGCUAAAUUAGUUUAAUCCUAAUGGAUUAAGCAGCGUUUGAGUGGUGAACAAAUUUUGGGAAACGGUUUUCGUUUGUUCAAAGUUUAUGUUUCGGCGUUAUUUUUGGGAACAAAUUUGCGGAGAAAAUUGAUGAAAUGCAAAGCUUCUUAUAACAGCGAGUCAUGAUUCUGCAAUUGAGAAUAUUUAUGCAUAUAUAUGUAUAGAUCGACCUGUUAUUACUUUAAUAAAAAUUGCACGCUAUAAUAUAAUGGAUGACUCACAUCACAUAGAGGAUAUCGAGCAGGAUAUUGGUAAUAAUCAGUAUUAUAAUCGUGUAAGUAGUCUCUUAAUCACACCUCGUGUGAUUAACCCAAUUUAUGCUAGCUUAUAACUUUUACAUUCAUUACUUAACGCAGUUUCAUAAUUAUAAAUAGUAGAUCAUCUUUAUAAUUAGAGAUUACGCCUAAAAUGUUCAUCCAACAAAGCCAAAAGAACCAGCAGCGACAGUACACACACAGCAUUCAAUAAUCCAGAAGCGUCACCCGAUCCCAUCUCCAUCAAGCCAACUUCCACAUCCCACCACACGCCUCCCCCUCUUCCCCCCUGCUCAACACACACGCACGUCGUAAUUGGCCGCUGCGCGAAUAUGCGUUGAAAAUUUAUCGCUGGAUUUUAUUCGAUCGCGGUUUCGGCUCGCUCUCUCUCUCUCUCUCUCUCUCUCUCUCUCUCUCUCUCUCUAUCUCUCUCCGCAUGCUGUAUACAUAUGCGCGUAGCUGUCCGAUCGAGCGGAGACAUGUAGUGUGCGCGGUGGUCAUCGGAACGGCCGGCAGACAGUAAACUUCCGCGGCCUAUCGUCAAUUUCUUGGUCGCUCUGUCUCUGUGUGUAGUGUUUUGGCUAACUGCUGCCGCUGCUGCUGCUACUGCUGUGGUGCUGGACCGCUCCGUGUGUUGUGGUGCAAAAUAACUGGGAUCAUUGCUUGCUGCGGAGAGAUGGCGAAGGGAAUACUGGGCACCUGCGGCGAAAAACAGCAGGUGAUGCUGCUCCUGCUGAUCCAGAUCAUUGUGAUCGUGUUAAUGGGGACGCUGAUGACGUACGGGCCUGAGGCGCGUCCCGUCCCGAGAAACCGUUCAAUUUCAGCGUAUUCGCCAACAAACAGUUGGCUCCCGGAUGACAAGAAAGACGAUGAUUCUCCGCCGCUGUAUCCGAUGUACCAGGACGUGCAUGUGAUGAUAUGGAUCGGUUUCGGAUUUCUCAUGACUUUCCUCCGGAGGUAUGGCCAAAGUGCUGUGGGUCUGACUUUCCUCGUCGGGGCGAUACUCGUCCAGGUCGCCAUGCUCUGCGAGGGAGUAUUCAAUAUCGGGAAGAACGGAAAGGCGCCUCUCUCACUGAAAUCACUGCUGAGCGCCGACGUGGCUGUGGCGGCACCUCUGAUAUCGAUGGGUGCGUUGCUCGGCAAAACGACGUACAUGCAGCUAAUCGUCAUGGGCAUCAUCGAGCUCAUCGUCUACACCGCCAACAAGUACAUUGGAGAGAACCAUUUCGUGGUAGUCGACGCCGGCGACAGUAUGUACGUCCACGCGUUUGGCGCCUAUUUCGGCCUGGCCGUCAGUUUCGUCUUCGGAAUGAAAGAAAAGCCUAAGGAACACAGCCUCGAGGGUUCCUCCUACGAGUCCGAUAUUUUUGCGAUGAUCGGAACGGUAUUCCUCUGGCUGUUCUGGCCGUCGUUCAACAGCGCAGCUUUAAAGGGCGACGAACAGCGUCGGGCGAUCAUCAACACGCUUCUGUCGAUCGCCGCGAGCUGCGUCAUCUCCUUUGCCGUAUCUGCUUUCGUUUCGAAGCAGAGCAAGUUUAACAUGGUUCACGUGCAGAACUCAACUUUGGCCGGUGGUGUUGCGAUCGGAACCGCUGCUGGAAUGAUGUGCGAACCCUUUGGCGCCCUUGCGAUAGGCAGCGCCGCCGGUGCGAUCAGUGUUCUCGGCUACAAGUAUCUCACGCCGCUGAUUCAAAAACGACUGAGGAUACACGAUACGUGUGGAGUGCACAAUUUGCACGGAAUGCCGGCCGUGCUCGCCGGACUUUUCGGAGCUCUUCUCGCUGGCCUGGCUAACGAAGCCGAUUAUAAUUACUCACUCUACGAGAUAUUUCCAGGCCGGAUUCCAGGACUAGGUCCUAAUCUCACGGAAAUAAACGAGAAUUACAGGCUCUCGCUAAAACCUGGGCCGAACCGCAGUGCCGGACAGCAGGCCGCAUAUCAAUUAUUGGCGCUGGCGGUCACAAUAGGAGUCGCCAUUGUUUCUGGAUUAAUAACGGGAUUGAUCCUGCGAAUGCCAAUAUGCGGUUCCAUCACGGAAGAUCAAAAGUUUGAUGACAGCGUUAACUGGGAGUUCGAGGACGAGAACGCGGUACACGAUAUUUCGUCCGCUAGCAAGGAUGGCAAUGGUCGCACUGCCGAACAACUUUCCAUGGGCCACAUCUAAUCUAAGAUUUUGAGUUUACGAAUCGUAUUUUAACCGAGACGAAGGAUAUUUUACACGCACAGAGUGAAAAAUCCGAAUUUUCUCGUAUAAAUAAGUGUAAAGUUGACAAAAAUUGUACAUUAUUUGAUGUAAUCGAUAAAUAUUUUUUAAUAUAUAUAGGAUUUACUAUAAAAUUCUCUCUUAACUCUAGCUUUACAAUAAAUAUGCUGUAUAGUAAAACAACGGUGAUUCAAAUCAACACUUGAUCAAGCUGCUCCAACUCCACGUAAUAGUAGGGUAGUCGCUCAAGGAUCGACUCCCGUUUCCCACGUCAAUUGUACAAAAAAGUAACGCGAUCCUCGAGAAUCGACUUUUUUUCCUAUGUAACAUCAAUUGAUUUUCCAUCAUAUAUAUAUAAUUCAUUAAGUUCGACGAAGAAGACAUUGAAAAAUUGCUUAUCGAACUUGUAUAAUAAAUAUAUCAAUGAAAUUCAA
Molecule: messenger RNA, 4844 nt
Organism: Nasonia vitripennis (jewel wasp)
Lineage: Eukaryota; Metazoa; Arthropoda; Insecta; Hymenoptera; Pteromalidae
Gene: Rh50
Product: ammonium transporter Rh type A
Exons: 11
Coding region: 2884-4371 (495 amino acids)
Biological process (GO): ammonium transmembrane transport; ammonium homeostasis
Cellular component (GO): plasma membrane
Molecular function (GO): ammonium channel activity
Source: RefSeq, a predicted model, not a curated record